GAGAUGGCUCACCGCCUGGAACUAACUAGUUUAGGAGUGUAAGAAUGGACUUGGUUAGCUCGGUCUGUCUUUCCUUUGGCUUUUUUAUGUUAUGCAUCAUGCUCUCCAGGGCUCUCUUUGUGGUCUGGUGGAAUCCUCUGAGGAUCCAAAAGCGUUUCCACGACCAAGGAAUCAGAGGACCCGGGUACAAGCCCCUUUUUGGGAACCUUAUGGAGAUUGCCCAAAUCCAUCGCCAGGUUAAACGUUCACCACCUCUGCCACUGCCGAGUGAAAGCAAAUCCCACCACUACAUGACUGAACUUUUCUUCCCCUACGUUCCCUUUUGGAGUAUAAAAUAUGGAAAGAACUUCUUAUUGUGGCUGGGUCCUUCCCCUUUUCUAGUAGUCACAGAUCCUGAGCUCAUAAAAACAAUGUUCAACGAUCCAUACCACUACUACAUAACAGCACACCCUGCACUUCAUCGGGUACUAGGUCAAAGUUUACCCUUAAAUGGAGGCGAUGAAUGGGCCAACAAAAGAAGAGUUCUCCGUCCACUCUUCAAUAUCGAAGCCCUCAAG
Elaeis guineensis (African oil palm) is the source of this 557-nucleotide messenger RNA. The record is from RefSeq and is a predicted model, not a curated record. Lineage: Eukaryota; Viridiplantae; Streptophyta; Magnoliopsida; Arecales; Arecaceae.